Plutella xylostella (diamondback moth) is the source of this 1527-nucleotide messenger RNA. The record is from RefSeq and is a predicted model, not a curated record. Lineage: Eukaryota; Metazoa; Arthropoda; Insecta; Lepidoptera; Plutellidae.
AGACAAAUUGUCUAUCCUAGAAGAAUUAAUGAAUGAAUCAACUUCUUUGAACCAUAACCAUAGAGAAAGUAGUUCCCACAACAAAACUUUCAUUCAACAUCUGUCCGUGUUUUUAUUUUGGUAUAUUUUCAUAGAGAUGACGACACCACGCCCAAAAUCACCUCGAACUCCUGUUUUACCUAAAAAGGAGGAUAAGGAAGAGUCCUUUUGGGAUAAAAUUGGAACGAUUGGCCGUAAGAAGCGUAUAAAGGAAGUGCAGGAAGUCCAAGCUGAAGGCAAACAUGCCAUUGACUCUCCCGGCAGCCCCACUGCACCUGAAAUUCCACCUGAAGACUACAGUUUAUUGGACAAUGAAGAAAGAGCCAUAAUAGAACCUCGAUCACUGGAAGAUCCCAGAGUAAAAGAUCUGAUACAAGUACUGAUUGACUGGAUAAACGAUGAGUUGGCAGCCCAACGGAUCAUCGUGAAGGAUAUCAGUGAGGACCUGUAUGAUGGACAAGUGCUGCAGAAACUGCUGGAAAAGCUUGCCAACAUGAAGAUAGAUGUGCCGGAGGUCACACAGUCCGAGGAGGGGCAGCGCCAGAAGUUACGAGUUGUGUUGGGAGCAGUGAACAGGGCCCUAUACGGCAGCUCAAAACCAGUCCAGAAGUGGAGCGUAGACUCCAUCCACUCUAAGAACGUGGUGUCCAUCCUGCAUCUCCUAGUGGCGCUGGCGCGGCACUACAGGGCUCCGGUGCGCCUGCCCGAGAACGUGCGGGUCACCGUGGUGGUGGUGAAGAAGGAUGCACCUAAUCACCUGUCUCACAGGACGUACGUGGACGACAUCACGACGACGUACGACGACCUCGGCAUGAAGUGCGAGCGAGACGCCUUCGACGCGCUCUUCGACCACGCGCCAGACAAGCUACUCGUCGUCAAGAAGUCACUGAUAACAUUCGUGAACAAGCACCUCAGCAAAGUGAACCUAGAAGUGACAGAUUUGGACCACCAGUUCCACGACGGAGUGUUCCUGUGCCUUCUGAUGGGUCUACUUGAGGGCUUCUUCGUACCUCUGUACGAGUUCCAUUUGACACCUCAAGACAAUGAGCAGAAGGUCCAUAAUGUGACGUUCGCUUUUGAGCUGAUGCAGGAUGUGGGGCUGGCCAAGCCGAAGGCCAGGCCUGAGGAUAUCGUGAAUCAUGAUCUGAAAUCAACGCUUCGAGUUUUAUACAACCUAUUUACUAAGUACAAGAAUAUGGCGUAGAGACGUCUAAACUAAGUAUUACAAACUAACUGCCUAAUAAAUUAAAAUUAUAUACAUUUGAAUCUUCGCGAGAGUUAUAUUUUGUAACAAAUAUUAACGUUAUUUUAUAAGAUACAUAUUAUAAGUAAUAUUUACUUUUUAUGUUUAAUGUGCAAGUGACAUAAUUGUGCCUAUGUAGAUUUAAAAUCUAAUAUAUAUUGUAAUGUAUUGUAACAAUGUGCCUUAAUUGUUAACUUAGGAAUAACUUAUUAAAAUAUUAGAAAAUACACAGGAAGUAACUAAUA